This is a messenger RNA of Rhizoctonia solani, 735 nucleotides long. RefSeq names its product Transposon Tf2-12 polyprotein. The transcript has a single exon. Gene Ontology annotation, molecular function: chromatin binding; nucleic acid binding. The record is from RefSeq and is a predicted model, not a curated record. Gene Ontology annotation, biological process: negative regulation of transcription by RNA polymerase II; chromatin organization. Gene Ontology annotation, cellular component: pericentric heterochromatin. Lineage: Eukaryota; Fungi; Basidiomycota; Agaricomycetes; Cantharellales; Ceratobasidiaceae. The coding region runs from base 1 to 735 and encodes 244 amino acids.
AUGUUUGGAAGUCAUUGUCAAUCAGACUGGGUGUCAUUAUUGCCAUUAGCCGAAUUUGCCUUGAACAAUUUGAAACAAACUUCCACAGGCAAAUCCCCUUUUCAAAUAUGUUAUGGCUAUAACCCAAGAUUUACAGUUGGUCAAAAAUCAGACGAAUCAGUCCCAAACGCAGAUGAACAUGCGGAAUUCCUAGAAAGAGGCUACGAUGAAGUCAAGGCAGCGUUGGCCCUGUCACAGGAAAGAAUGAAACACUUCUAUGAUCAGCGACACAGGAAAGAAGAAGAAAUCCAAGUAGGGGAUAAAGUCUGGCUAAGCCAUCAGAACAUAUCUACUGAUAGGCUGUCCAUCAAACUUAGUCAUAAGAAGUUAGGCCCCUACCUGGUAAUUGAGAAAAUUGGAUCUCACGCAUACAAGUUGCAACUACCUUUCACAAUGCGCAUACAUCCAGUCUUCCAUAUCAACCUCCUAACCAAGUUCCACCCCGAUCCCCAUGGACGCGACCCUCCUCAACCUGCACCUAUCAUCACAGAAGAAGGUGAGGAAGAAUACGAAGUGGAAAGAAUCCUGGACAGCAAAUGGAAAGGGCGCGGCAAAUCAAAGAAGCUCUGGUAUUUAGUCAAGUGGAAGGGAUACGACAAAGGAAGCAACUCGUGGGAACCAGUAGAUAAUGUGGGUAACGCGCAAGAAGCCAUAAAAGAAUUCCAUAAGGAACACCCUGAUGCAGUUGGAGCUUGA